Messenger RNA from Prunus mume (Japanese apricot), 1722 nucleotides. It is a transcript of the gene LPAT2, whose product is annotated as lysophosphatidyl acyltransferase 2. Lineage: Eukaryota; Viridiplantae; Streptophyta; Magnoliopsida; Rosales; Rosaceae. The record is from RefSeq and is marked provisional. Gene Ontology annotation, cellular component: endomembrane system. Gene Ontology annotation, molecular function: 1-acylglycerol-3-phosphate O-acyltransferase activity.
AUUUUCACAAACGCGUUUCACUCACAGUGCCUGAGUUCCGGAUACUUGCCCUCAUAGGGCUCGCUCGUUAAAUCUCUAAUUUAAAUUCUACGCCAAAUAAGAAUUUUCAUUCCUUUUUGAGCACUUGGGAAUUUGAAAUUUUGAAAUCUGUGUGUGUUUGUGAAAUUCGUUCUAUCCUCUUUGUGGGUUUUGGGCCAUGCCGAUUGUUGCUGCAGCUGUCGUCGUCCCACUGGGCCUGCUCUUCUUCAUCUCAGGCCUCGUUGUCAAUCUCAUUCAAGCGAUUUGCUUCAUUCUUAUUCGGCCUGUGUCUAAGAAUUUAUACAGAAGGAUAAACAGAGUGGUGGCAGAAUUAUUGUGGCUGGAGCUGGUGUGGCUCAUUGAUUGGUGGGCAGGUGUUAAGAUUCAAGUAUACACAGACCAUGAAACCUUUAAUUUAAUGGGUAAAGAACAUGCACUUGUCAUAUCCAAUCAUAGAAGUGAUAUUGAUUGGCUUGUUGGAUGGGUUCUGGCUCAGCGGUCAGGUUGCCUUGGAAGCACCUUAGCUGUAAUGAAGAAAUCAUCAAAAUUCCUUCCGGUCAUAGGGUGGUCAAUGUGGUUUUCUGAGUAUCUUUUCUUGGAAAGAAGCUGGGCCAAAGAUGAAGGCACAUUAAAGUCAGGUGUUCAACGGCUGAAGGACUUCCCUCAGCCCUUUUGGUUGGCUCUGUUUGUAGAAGGCACUCGUUUUACACAGGCAAAGCUUUUAGCAGCUCAAGAAUAUGCAGCCGCAACAGGGCUUCCUGUCCCUAGAAAUGUUUUGAUUCCCCGUACUAAGGGUUUUGUCACUGCAGUCAGUCAGAUGCGCUCAUUUGCUCCAGCCAUUUAUGAUGUAACAGUGGCUAUUCCUAAAAGUUCACCUGCACCGACAAUGCUAAGACUCUUUGAGGGGCGACCUUCUGUGGUGCAUGUGCACAUCAAGCGGCAUGUCAUGAGGGAUUUGCCUGAAACUGAUGAGGCUGUUGCACAAUGGUGUAAAGAUAUAUUUGUAGCCAAGGAUGCAUUGUUGGACAAACACACAGUAGAGCAAACUUUCGGCGAUCAACAAUUGAAAGUUACUGGUCGGCCGCUGAAGUCUCUUUUGGUUGUUACAGCUUGGGCCUGUUUACUUAUUUUGGGGGCUCUAAAGUUCCUCUACUGGUCUUCGCUUCUAUCCUCGUGGAAGGGUAUUGCAUUUUCAGCAUUGGGUUUGGGCGUUGUUACUGUCCUUAUGCAGAUCUUGAUUCGAUUUUCGCAGUCAGAGCGUUCAACACCUGCCUCAGUGGCUCCUGCAAAUAACAAUAACAAAGGGGAGUCUUCAGGCAAACCAGAAAAACAGCAAUAGAGUACAGCUUCAUUCCCAAGCCUUUUGUAGCUGGGCAACUUGUGAUUCAUGUUGCUUGCGUGUUCGUCACCCCUCCCUUACCAUAGUGUGGUCGAGCUUUAAAGUUCUUUCUCUGUGGUGCCCCUUUGAUUCUGUAAAACGCAUAUUUUGUGUGCAUAUCAAUUCAUUAACUGCUGGUUGAUUAGGGUAAUUUCUGUAUAGACUCUUAAAAAUGGCUGUAGCAGCACUGCUAGGUCUAGGAUGCCCCUCAGAAAUUACACUUCCUUUGACCUUGUUUGGUAGUGAACAUGGUGAGGCUUGGGACAUGACCCUUUCGCUUUUAUCAUUUCUGUUCGGUGUAAUUUAUGCGUACGGGAGCAUUUUGG